AUGGAAAUUGCGCCUCUUAAUCUACCGAUUUACAGAUCUUCAUCCUAUGAAAUUGUUAAUCAUGGGGAUCGCUACCAUGUGGUCAAAUCUCAAACAAAAAUUUCCGAUGGACUUUCUGCACGUGUCACUAGAAUCGUCAAUGAUCUUAAUACAAAAAAUAAUACACCGGAAAUCGAAAACAUCUUCAGUAAACUCACUGCGGAAAUUAAUACUAAAAUCACCAAUGAAUUUUCCACUCGCCUUUCUGAAGUUAAUUCUUCCUUCACUGCGGAGCUUGUGAGAAACAACAAUGAACUUAAUAAGAAACUUACUGGAAAAAUCGCUAAAAUCAAUUCACGUGAUGCUGGCUACUUCUCUGAGGCGCAGAACAUUUUAUCGAUGAUCAACAAUAUUGAAGAAGACUGCCGUAAUGAUUUUGGCAAAAUUUCAUCUGAAUUCAAUUCGGUCAGGGCCUCUAUUGAAGCUCUCCGAAAUGAAAUGAUCCAAUGUUAUGCAAUUGCCCAAAGACUUCAGAUCGAAUUUGAUCAGUUGAGUGAGAACCAAUCCGAGGCUUCGAAUCGAUCACGUGGAAGCGCUAAUUCUUUAUCCGUGGGGGAGACUAAUGACUAUGCGCUUGAAACUGUGAGACGUGAAAUUCGACAUCUUACCGGGGAAAAGAUUGGAAAGAGUACUGUAGAAAGUUUUUAUUAUGGUAAAGGGGAACCAAAAUAUACCACAUUGAUGUCAAUUAUGAGAUGGGUAUAAAGUAAAGAA
Rhizophagus irregularis DAOM 181602=DAOM 197198 is the source of this 753-nucleotide messenger RNA. Lineage: Eukaryota; Fungi; Glomeromycota; Glomeromycetes; Glomerales; Glomeraceae. The record is from RefSeq and is a predicted model, not a curated record.